AUGCCCCGCCUGAGCAAAUUUCCCGUGCGCCUUAGCACCAGGGGGGGUGUAACCGUUGCCGCGCGUUCCGCCACUGCGCAACGCAGUGGUUUUCCGGUCGCCUUCCUCCCCAAGUCUCCGCGCACUUCGUCUCCCGCGUCCACUAGACGCGCCAGACCUCUCGAAAAGAGGCAUCCAUUAUCCCAUUCGCGGCGUUUUCACGUAGUGCGCACACGUGCAGCCGGAGACAACGACGACACUUCUAAUUUAACUUCGAACUCCGCGAAUCCCGAAUCCGGAGAUUCCGCAACAGCACCGUCCGCCAGCCGUCCAAUCAAGGCCGACGUUCCAUUGGCUGACCCCGUAGCCGCUGACGAAACUGCGCAGCAACUUCAAGCCGUGAAGCAGCAGCAGCAGCAGGAGCAAUCGAGCGAAGCUUCGCAGCAGCAGCAGCAGCUGUCGCUUGAAGACGUCAACCCUGUGGAUCUCGGCCGUCGAUCUCGACAAUUUCUCGACGAUGUGUGGCGGAGAUUGAUCCAGCUGGGCCAGAUAGCGCGUCCGGCGCCGGUGGAUGCGGAGGAUUAUACCGAGCUCGUGCGAGGAGGCUUGGAUGCCGAUUUCGGUGUUCCUAGCGCGCAAUUUACGACUGUGCUUGUAGCGGGAGCGACGGGCCGCGUCGGAAAGGUGCUUGUAAGGAAGCUGCUCUUGCGCGGGUACACUGUUAAAGCCCUUGUAAGAAGCGCGGACGCUGAGACGCUCGAGCAGCUGCCACGUGCGUGCCAGGUGGCAGUCGCUGAUUUGGCCGACGAGGCGGCGCUUCAAAAGGCGGUGGAGGGGUGCAAUAAGGUCGUCUUCUGCGCCUCGGCUCGAUCCGGAAUGGCCGCUGACCUCCAACGAGUCGACCACAUGGGCGUAGUUAAUCUCUCCAAGGCGUUCCUAGACUAUAAUCACCAAUUAGCGCAGCGCCGCGCCGGCCGCAGCAGCAAGAGCAAAGCUCUGGUGCUUAGACUCAGUAAGGAGCGGUUCCAGGAGGGGUGGGAGCUAGGAGAGGGGCGGACUAUUAAAGACGAUAUAGACCUGCGGUACGGAGCGGGGAUGGAUGCGGAGUUUAGUAUCACGGAGGACGGGAGGGGCGUGUUUUCCGGAUACGUGUUCACGCGCGGAGGGUAUGUGGAGGCGAAGAGACGGAUCGCGCUUCCAGAGGGAUUGUCAUUUGGACGAUUCGAGGGUCUGGUGUUCCGGUUCGUGUCCGAUGGCAAGCCAUAUUCGCUGGUUCUGCGAGUGGCCAAGGACGGAACGCGCGUGGAGAGAGUGGGGGAGGACGGGGAGAUUGUGGUGGAGGAAGAGGAGGAGGUGGAGGAGGAGGAGUAUGAGUAUGUGGCUGUUGUGAAGACAAGGAGAGGGCAGAACACGAUCCGCAUCCCCUUUUCCGCCUUCCGCCCACCUUCCCCAUCUGACCCGCCGCUUGAUCCCUCCCUCAUCUCCUCUCUCGCUCUGCGAUACGAGCAGCGCCGCACGAAACCAUCCGUGGCGGCGCCCCUGCCACCGGGCCGGGCGGCAUCCAAGGCCGGGGCGGAAGGGGACAAUGCCGCCGCCCCUGCUGACCCAAACAGCUUCAAGCUCGCCCUGCAAUACGUCAAAGCCUUCCCUGGGGGAGAGGAGACGGACUUCGUGUUGGUGUCAUGCUCGGGAGCAGGAGUACCAGAGGAGAGCAGAGAGAGAGUGGUUAAAGCCAAGAUGGCGGCAGAGACCCAUCUGCGCAACAGCGGGCUGGGAUACACCAUUGUGCGCCCAGGGCCGCUGCUGGAGGAGCCGGGUGGGAGGAAGGCACUAGUGUUCGACCAAGGGAACAGAAUCACGCAGGGUAUAAGCUGUGCUGACGUGGCAGACGUGUGUGUGAAGUCUCUUCACGACCCGACAGCGCGUAACAAGAGCUUCGAUAUCUGCUAUGAGUAUACGGACAACUCGGGACUCUAUGAGCUGGUGGCUCAUCUACCAGACCGGGCCAACAACUACCUCACACCUGCACUGGCCCAGCUGGAAAAGAACACCUGA
Molecule: messenger RNA, 2034 nt
Organism: Closterium sp. Yama58-4
Lineage: Eukaryota; Viridiplantae; Streptophyta; Zygnematophyceae; Desmidiales; Closteriaceae
Source: the annotation of a GenBank genome assembly